Molecule: messenger RNA, 751 nt
Organism: Strongylus vulgaris
Lineage: Eukaryota; Metazoa; Nematoda; Chromadorea; Rhabditida; Strongylidae
Source: the annotation of a GenBank genome assembly
AAUAGUAACCGCACCAUUUCUUUUUUUUUUGGAUGUGGUGCCAUGCCGCCAUAUCUGAUAAAAUUUCCUUUGCAGAGCCGACAUCCUUUCCAGUUUACCACUGCUGGAGAAUAAAGAUGUCGUCGAUAUCGGAGCCGGAAUUGGACGUUUUACUACGGUACUUGCCGAAACCGCCCGCUGGGUGCACUCCACUGACUUCAUCGAAUCCUUUAUCGCCAAGAAUCAGGAGAGAAACGCUCAUCUUGGAAACAUUAGCUACCAAAUUGGUGAUGCCGUCCACCUACAAAUGGACGAAAAGAGUGUGGAUUUGGUGUUCACCAACUGGCUCAUGAUGUACUUAUCGGAUAGGGAAGUGAUUGAGUUUUUGUUCAAUGCCAUGAGAUGGUUGCGAGCAGAUGGAUAUCUGCAUCUUAGGGAAAGCUGCUCGGAGCCUAGCACAGGUCGCUCAAAGAGCGCAACACUGCAUUCCAACGCAGAAGCAAAUCCUACCCAUUACCGUUUCUCCUCGCUUUACAUCAAGGCCAUAGUUUGCAGAGAUCCCUUUCUUAUUAAGCUUCUUCGUGCAAUAAGAUAUCGCGACAAUGACGGAAAAGUAUGGCGAUUUGAUGUGCAGUGGAGCUGUUCUGUGCCUACAUACAUCACGCGAUCGAAUAAUUGGCGUCAAGUGCAUUGGUUGACGAAGAAGGUCCUAGCUGAAGGAGAUAAGGAGACGCAAGCUAGCGAUUUAAUCAAGCUGUUUAGUUUGAAAUAG